CAUAUAUUGAAAAGUCUGGCCGGGCCUGGACAUAUCUUGGCCCGGACCAAACAUGGCCCGUCGAAGUCCCUAACCAGAGUAGCAAAUAACUUCCCUAUAUAAUCUCUCCAUCCUCCACACGUGCUACACUACAACCACAACAUAGUACAUCUCUUCCUCUUCGUCUCUUCUCGCUUCUUCUUCUUCUCCUUCUUCUCCUGCAAUGAAGAAACAAGACCUUGAUUUGGUUUUGGUCCCUCUGGGCCUUUUUAUAAUGGUGGCCUACCAUAUAUGGCUCUUCUAUCGCGUCCUAAAACACCCCACCGAGACGGUCGUGGGCCUCAAUUCAAUCAAUCGCCGGGUAUGGGUCCGAACCAUGAUGGAGGACACGCCCAAGAACGGCAUCCUGGCCGUCCAAACGCUAAGAAACAACAUAAUGGCAUCGACCCUAUUGGCAUCAACGGCAAUCAUGCUGAGUUCCUUGAUCACGGUCAUGAUGACCAACGGCAGCUGCGCAAGGGGCGGCAUCAGGAGGUUUCCGCUCGUGUAUGGGAACACAAGCGAGUUGGGUUUCUCUAUCAAGGCCUUCUCCAUCUUGGUGUGCUUCUUGGUGGCUUUUCUCUUGAAUGUGCAAUCCAUCAGGUAUUACAGUCAUGCAAGCAUUCUAAUCAACGUCUGUAAAUCACCGCAUCUCUCGGCCGAGUAUGUGGGAAGGGUUAUGAAUCGAGGUAGCUAUUUUUGGUCACUUGGCUUACGUGCCUUCUACUUCUCUUUUCCUCUUUUUCUGUGGGUAUUCGGGCCCAUUCCUAUGUUCUCGUGCUGCGUUGUCCUGGUUUUCCUCCUCUAUUUCCUGGACUUCUCCUGUGAUCCGGUGAUGGACGGUCGUGAUGACGAUGAGGAAGAAAGAUGUUAGAUAGGCCGUGGGUCCACGUGGCAUGUGGUGUUUUGUUGGACGGUGGUGAUUCUAGUUCAACCCAAGUUGAAUUGAGUUGAUGGGGCUGUGGGGAUUCCAAUGACCUACAUUAGAGUACAGAAUAUACCAUGUGAUGUAAUGUGAUAGAAAUAGAAGAUAUUGUAAGUGGGCCAUGAACAUGAAUCCUCGUGGGGAUGAUGGUCCUGUUAUUGAGUUCUGAUAUGAUAAUAGGCCUUUGUUUUGUGAUGUUAGGUGGCAUCAUUAACAGACAGAUGUCAAUAGCCGGAUAUGAAAAAUAUAUUUAUAAUUAGGA
Molecule: messenger RNA, 1205 nt
Organism: Magnolia sinica
Lineage: Eukaryota; Viridiplantae; Streptophyta; Magnoliopsida; Magnoliales; Magnoliaceae
Exons: 2
Coding region: 203-892 (229 amino acids)
Source: RefSeq, a predicted model, not a curated record